UGGUAGGGGUCAGUUAAAGAAAGAUAGAUACACAGUAGCAAUUCUGCGCGUUGAAACAAACGGAUUGGGAAUUCUCUCACGAGAGUCUCUGGGUCUCUACAUCGAGAGUAAUUGGAUUUGAGAGCACUGAUCCGCUGUCACCGUAUGGGCUGGGGCGCUUUCGGUAAACCCAUAUUCCUGCACCCCGCGCUCUGGCACUUGGCAUCGGGUCCAUCGUUCGCGUGACAGACCGGUUACAGAGAACAGCCGUUUUCACUCAGACGUUCUGACAUUGACAUGGCAGCACGUCCAGACUUCCAACGUGAGGGGAGGGGCGAGAAGAACCUGUCUCCCCUGUCUCGCCUCCCCCAUGAGCGGGUGACCCUGAUGGUGGACGGGACUCACUUUGUGGUGGACCCCGCCCUGUUCACCGCCCACCCUGACACCAUGCUGGGGAGGAUGUUUGGUCCUGCCCGUCACUUCACGCGGCCAAACGCCAAGGGAGAGUAUGAGAUCGCUGAGGGAAUCGGAGCCAGCAUAUUCAAAGUCGUCCUGGACUUUUACAAAGGGGGUAUCCUGCAGUGUCCAGAGGGGGUGUCAGUGUCGGAGCUCAGAGAAGCGUGUGACUACCUCUGUAUUAACUUUGACUACAGUACCGUCAGGUGCCGAGACCUCAGUGCGUUGCUGCAUGAGCUGUCCAACGACGGUGCUAAGCGUCAGUUUGAUGUCUUCCUAGAGGAGCUAGUUGUCCCAGUGAUGGUGUCCAGUGCUCAGGAGGGGGAGAGGGAGUGUCACAUCGUAGUUCUCACAGAUGAUGACAUAGUGGAUUGGGACCAUGACAACCCUCCACCCAUGGGAGAGGAGUACUCACAGAUUCUGUACAGCACCAAACUCUACCGCUUCUUCAAGUACAUAGAGAACAGAGAUGUGGCCAAAGCACUGUUAAAGGAGAGAGGACUGAAGAACAUUCGCAUCGGCAUUGAGGGGAUACUGAACAUGAUGUGCGUCUGGUCCUCAUGUAUCCCAGGGUACCCUACCUGUAAGGAGAAGGUGAAGCGCCGUCCCGGUGGGAGGUCAGAGGUCAUCUAUAACUACGUGCAGCGGCCCUUCAUCCAGCUGUCCUGGGAGAAGGAGGAAGGGAAGAGUCGACACGUGGACUUCCAGUGUGUCCGAAGCAAGAGUGUCCCCAACCUCAUCGCCUCACUGGGGGAGCCAACACGACCCGCAGCCACACUCAACCCGCAGGUCGAUGAGCUGGAUAGGCUGAUCAGCCCUGAUCCCCGCCCCCCAGUCUCAGGCCCCACCCCCACCCACCAAUGACAGUUGAGGAGAGGGUAGAAGUUGACCUUGGGUAUAGGUUUUUUUUUUGUUCCCCUUAUUGGUUAAGGUCAGGGUUUGGCAAGGUUAAGGUUGCGCUGAUACUAGGGCCUAGAUUCAAUCAGAUCAAGCAUUAACCAGCGAUAGACGACACCCGCAAAGCUGAUGUUUUGGCGUGUCGGAGAUGUAACUGGGUUGGAGCUGUCACAUCAGUGAGCAGCUGCUCUGGUGAUCUCAUGAAGCCACACCGUCCCACUUGUGUUAGAAGUUCAGACCGAGAAUUUGUAGGCUAUAUAGAAAUAAUGACGCUCAAAUUCAAAAUCAUUCAACAAAAUAAUGAGGAUUUCUAUCAGCCUAAUCGAGGUGCAGAUUACAUCUCAAAUUCCAGUGUUCUAACUUGUAAACAGGCCUGCAUGAGAUUUCUGUUAAUGCGACUCCGUGCAGCCAAUGGCAAUGUCCGCUUUAGGUAUAACGCCAGGAGCGCCUGUUGAUUUGACAGCUCUAAUGCAGUUCCACCUCUGACCUCUAUGCAGGUGUCAGCAAGCGCGGAUCUGAAAGAAUCUAGCCCUAGAUCUGUGUUUUGGGGCAACUUCUACCCGAGGCCGUCAUCAGUUACCACGUCAGCCUGUCUUCCACUCAGGAUGUGUGAGUUUACAGACACACUCAAACAAACCUCAAUGACCAUACAGUCCAACCCAUGUACGCAUACAGAAACAGAUGCGCAUGAAACACAGGCAUGUACACAUGUACGCACACAACCACACAUGGAUUAGGACAAGGAUGAUGUUUACAGCAGAUAACUAGACCCUACCAGAGUGUAUCUAGUGUUUCCUCAUUUAGAAUGUAUUAUGUCAUAAUAAGUGUGUGUGUGUGUUUGUGUGCUCUUUUUUUCCUUUUAUGACCGAUUACUUUUUAUAUACUUUGUACAUUUAUAUAAAGGUUGCAGUUAAUAUUAUUGUUUAAAGUAUUUCCAUCGUUUUUUUGUUCAAAUAAUUUGUUCAAGUGAUUGUCGCAGCUGCACGGGAAACCGAAAUAAAAUGACUGAUGGCAUAGCUAA
Salmo salar (Atlantic salmon) is the source of this 2353-nucleotide messenger RNA. The record is from RefSeq and is a predicted model, not a curated record. Lineage: Eukaryota; Metazoa; Chordata; Actinopteri; Salmoniformes; Salmonidae.